UAUAUUUUUAUAUAAUGGGUGACAGUGAUGAAAAUGGUGCAAACUCUAAUGAGUUUUAUCCAUAUUUAUAUGUUCAUAUUUUACCAAAGGAAACUGGUGCAAAGUCGCAAAGAGAAAUCAUCCCUGCCGAUGUUAUAAAAAAGUUCAAAUACGAAACUUACAAAAACAAUAAAAACAUUUACAAAGAAACAAAAUUUAGUUUUAGAAGAGGUCCUGGUGGCGAAAUACUUAAGUGCUAUGUUCUUUAUGCUGCAGAUACCUAUAACGAAGUGCUUAGUAAAUCUAUAGCGAAAAGAUUUUCAGUACCAACACAUAGUACAACACUUGAUGAUAUUGAAACUUCUCAUCAGUUACAUGAUAAUACUAAUGUUAGCAACCAAGAAAACGAGGGCAAUGAUUUAUCACUUGAAGAAUAUUGUGAUGAUGAUAUAGUCAACGAUCAAGAUGAUGACAAUAGAAAGAAAAUGCUUUCAAAUAAUAAAUGGAAACUAAAGGCAAUAAAUAAAGAGAGAAAGAAACAGAAAGUUCAUCGAGAGAAUAAUGUUCUAAAAAAGUAUAUAAAUCAAAGACAAAAUGAAAGUGUAAGUGAUAUUGAAGAUCCAAGUUUUUUUUACUACGGAAACUUCUACUCCGAUAAAAGAUAUUAGUAAUAUUCCUAGACAAAAAGAUGGUAUCGCAGAGCUAUCAAAACAAGCAAAUAGUUACAAAAAGUUGUACAUUGCUGAAAGGAAAAAAAAUGAAGACCUUAGAAAUAUGUUAAGGGAACUCCAGCCAACAUCAGAAAAUCCCAAUCCGAAUGAAGAAAACGCCCAACAUAUUAAUAAGCAAAGUGGACGAACAUUAUCUAGAAACAGUAAUGAGAGUGAUUCCCACAGUUCUACGGUUAAUCCGUUUUAUCAUUAUGAUACCAUUUAUACUUUCGAAUCUGAUGAAAAAUUAAAUUACGAUGAAUUUGGAAAUGUCUUGCUCGCACAUGGGGUCCCUUGUAAUCCUAAAGCAUACAACGAUAGUUGGAGAACAAAAUCACCAAGUAAAUGACUGGCAAUUUUAAAUCAAGGAGUGUACGAAUUCAAAGAUUUGGCAGAGCGCUGCGUAAGAAAGCAGAAGAAUACCAAAGACAAAAAAAAGUUGGAUCCAUUGAAGACAGUUGCUUUAGAAAAGCAAGUUUAUAAGUUUAUGCGAAUCAAAAAUUUAAAUAUAGAUGAUAUAGAAUAUUUUCUACAAAAAUUAAAUACCGUUCAUAACCAGUGCAUCAAUAAAGCAAGAAAAAGAUGUAAAACAUUAGAGUCUUUUAAUGAAGAAAACGUAAGUGAUGAUGAAGAUAUGGAUUACAGAGGGCCAUUAAAAAGUUAAUUUAGUAUUUUUUAUGCCAAAAAGAUUAUUUAUUACUAAUUAUUAUUUUUAUAAAAUGUUAUUUUUAAAGUAAACGUUUCAGUUAAUUUAAGGUUAAAAAAAAAUGUUUUAUUUACAUUUACUUUUCAAUCGAAAGUAGUAAAAGUCUCUACGUUGUGUUUAACUGUGAUUAUAGUUUACAUUAUGUAUUAUUUUCUGAAUAAAUAAUGAUUAUUUAGAGAAAA
Nasonia vitripennis (jewel wasp) is the source of this 1577-nucleotide messenger RNA. RefSeq lists its product as uncharacterized. The transcript has 4 exons. The record is from RefSeq and is a predicted model, not a curated record. The coding region runs from base 15 to 647 and encodes 210 amino acids. NCBI's taxonomy places the organism in Eukaryota, Metazoa, Arthropoda, Insecta, Hymenoptera, Pteromalidae.